Osmerus eperlanus (European smelt) is the source of this 3633-nucleotide messenger RNA. It is a transcript of the gene sh2d4a, whose product is annotated as SH2 domain containing 4A. NCBI's taxonomy places the organism in Eukaryota, Metazoa, Chordata, Actinopteri, Osmeriformes, Osmeridae. The record is from RefSeq and is a predicted model, not a curated record. Gene Ontology annotation, cellular component: cytoplasm. The coding region runs from base 460 to 1716 and encodes 418 amino acids. The transcript is spliced from 9 exons.
AGCGUCUUGCGAAACUUCUCGGAGUAAUCUGUUGAGUAGCUACCGAACUUCACCUGCAAUUCUCUUGGAUUGGACUCGUUAGUAGGACUAUCGAAAUUUACAAUUCAGGAAAUUGACAAAAUAAUUAAAGCAGGUGACUGUUGUUUUUACACGACGCACACAUUGACCCAUGUACAAUAUGAACAUGAAUAGGCUUUAUUGAAGUUCGAGAAGCUUUGAUUUCCUUAUAGAAGAACAUGCGACAAAAACUGAAGACGAAUUUGACGUGGUUUUUGAUUGGCAUAGUUAGAUACGCCGUGAAAAGGGAAGUUCUAACCGAGUGAGAAAAACCAUGGACCAGCAAACAUUAAAGUUUUAACAACAUUGAACUGAGACAUAUUUCUUCAACUCAAAUACCUCAAGCUGAGAAAUUUCCCCAGCUUUAAGUUCACUGUGAAAACUGUAAAAUAUUUUUGAGAGAUGCUGCAACAAAUUUUGACUGACAUGUUCAUCGACCCUGAUCUCCUGGCUGAGUUGAACGAAGAGCAGAAGCAAGUUUUGUUCAUCAAGAUGAGAGAGGAGCAAGUCCGCCGGUGGAAGGAGAGAGAAGCAAGACUAGAAAAGGAGGAAAACAGAACGAAGAAACCUAAGACAGUCACAUCCAAGAGUGUGACGUGGUUGACAGGAAUGGACAGUGACGUGUGGGUAUGGGUGAUGGGGGAGCACCAUGCCGACAAGCCCUACGUCCAGAUUUGUAAUGAUGCUUUGGCCGAGAAGGCAGCCCAGCAGGCUCAGCAAGAGGCAGAUGAGCUUAGAUUGAAGAAGGAAGCAGAGCUGGUGAAGAGGUUCUCUGGUAUGUUGCCAGACCCUGGGCUGCUGUCUUGGAGGGAGGAGGAGCAACGUGAGCAUGUCAGACGGGAAGCAGCAGCUCAGGAACAGACACAGCUGCAGGAAGAGCUCAAGAAAAGAGAGUCAGAAGAGAGGAGGAUGGCUGAGGAGGAGGUGAGAAGGUUGGAGGAGAAGCGGAAGCAGCAGAUCUACAUGGACCUGAGGAAAGUGAAGGAAGAGAGGGAUGACAAGGACUGGCAGGAGACAUUGCGGAAGUCCAAAGCAGCAGACCUGCAUCGGCGAUCCAUUGCCAAGCAGACCCGUGAUGAUCACCGUAGGAGAUCGGUGAAGGCUCUAGAGCGAGGUCGAGUAGCUGCAACUGCCAAGGCCUUCGGAGGGGAGAAGCUGACCCUUCUGCCUAGACCCAAACCAAGGAACCUCACUCUUACUAGUGAUACCCUUAAUUUGAAGAAGGGUGUGCCACGGACUCUUUCCACCUCCGGGAGAGAGCACAUCAUCCAAUGGUUCCAGGAGGAGCAGCUGCCUCUUCGAGCAGGUUUUGAAAAGGAUCAGAGUCGUAUAGCUCCUUGGUUCCAUGGAAUUAUUUCACGGGAGGAUGCAGAGAACCUACUGACCGAAGGGACACCGGGCUAUUUCCUGGUUCGGGUCAGUGAGAGGAUUUUGGGAUAUGUACUCUCCUACCGAUGUAAAGAUGCAGUUAAGCACUUCCUCAUUGAUGCCACAGACGGAUGCUAUACACUACUUGGGGACCAGUUACACUUCUCAUCAUUGGCAGAGCUUGUCGAGUACCAUGAGGGAGAGCCAAUUACCAUGUCAGGAGGGGAGCAACUGAUUCACCCAUGUGGACAGAAGGCCGGCAGUGUGGACUACACUGAUCUCUUCUCCUGAACCAUAGAGCACUGCCUCCUACCAUACCCAUCUGGGACAUGAAACAACAUAGGGAACAAAGUAUCUAAAUCCUUUAAAGUGGUUGCUUUCAUUUAUUUCCAUUUUGGCACAAAUGUGUAAAAAGCUGGAUCAGUUCAAACAUAUUUCUUAUGGGAAGCCGCUACAUGGUAGCACAUUUUCAGAUCAGUUCAGAUGACAAAAUGGGAAGGAAGCCACUGUAGGCUAUUUAUCUUAACUGCUUCUGUGGCAGACACAUUCUCUAGCCAAUCCCAUCCAAUAGAAACACAGUUUUUCCUCACUGCCAAACCACAAAUUAUCUUCCUCUUGCACUGUAUAAAGAUGCUCAGUCCAGCCCCCCCCUCCUCUCCUUAAACAUUACUUAGCAGCAUGUAUUACAAUUUCAUGCAUUAUAUUGACAAAUUUCCUGCAAUGAUAAUGUUAAAGUUAUCUCAAAACAGUAAUAGUUGCUGGUUUUGAGACUUGAAUAAAUUCCAGACUUUGAAUUACCCCACUAGUCUGUUAUAUUUUGUGGCCUUAAAAGGAGUCUUACAUAUGAACAUCAACAGAAUUAUUAUUUUUCUCUAUUUCUUGCAUUUUCCAAGCAUAAAUGUACAUGUAGAAUACAAUGCCUGCAGAGCAAUACAUUUACAUUUACAACAUAAAAAAUUUGCUUUGGGAUGUAUCAGUCUGGGAGUCUGUUGGCUGAGGGAAUCGGGCUAGUAAUCCGAAGGUUGCCAGUUUGAUUCCCGGUCAUGCCAACUAACGUUGUGUCCUUGGGCAAGGCACUUCACCCAACUCGGGGGAAUGUCCCUGUACUUACUGUAAGUCGCUCUGGAUAAGAGCGUCUGCUAAAUGACUAAAUGUAAUGUAUCACCAUGUAAAUCAGCAACUCCAGCAAUGAAAAAAAUGUAUGGUGUAAGUAAAUUGUGCAUUGCAAGAAGUGUAUUGAACGCUGGAAUAGAAUGACUAGGAGCUUCUGUCCCUACCACUCAUCUAGUGUUAAAUCAGUUCACCACCAAUACCUCAACCAUGUGGAGGUAUGCUGUAUUAUUUGAUCCAGCAUGUAACAAUCCCUUAGGACAAUUAUACAAACACAUACACCGAAGGCCCAAAGAAAAUUCACUAAUGAUAAACUCAUCAUUUAGAUAAAGUCUGACUGUUUACAUUCACUUACCCAAUCCUUUUUUCCAUGCUUGUAACUGUUACAGUAUAUAACACCAUCAGCAUUUAUUGCAUUGCAUUUACAAACAAAACAAUCAGAAACUAAUUUUAAGAUACUGGUAUUCUAAAUAUAGCAAAAUGUCCACAACUUCACUAAAGUAUAGUUGGUGCUUGGUAACGUUUGAAAGGACUGUAUGUGUACAGGAUAGACAAGUUACAAAUACAAUCCAAACAACAUGACUCAAUACUCAGCAUUGUACGUAUGCAUCACAUUUAUUUUUGAAUUAUUUAGCUGUAAGAGAAUGUACACUUGACACAUGAUUCAGCUUCAGUCUACAUUUUGCUUGAAUUGGGGAGAAUUCUUUUUCUUCUAGUUUUCUAGAACACCCAGUAACCACUAGUCACUAGUGUUUCUGUGAUUACACAGGAAUCCUAACAGUGGCAUGAAGCUUGGUCAUAAGUGCAAGCAACUACAAAACCCAGAGAUGCAGCAGGGUGAGAAGUUAGUCAAAUCUAAAUAAGUGAAACUAAAUGGUUUUGGGAUUGAGAGUUUCAAUGUAUAAAAGAGUGACUUUGCUAUAGUUCUCUCAAAUCUAGAAUCAAAUAUGGUAAAUAACCUCUCCAUAUCAUCUCUAUAUCAGGCCUACACCUGAGCAUAGCUGUGCAAACUGGCAGUUUUAACCAAUUGCAGAUAAAUAAAAAUCUUGCUCAAGGUUUUGGGAACGUUUGUAUUGGCUGUAAAUAUGUAUGAAGAAA